AUGCUCGCUCGAAUAGUCGCAGCUUGCCUAAUUGGCUCCAUGUUCAUCUUCAUUUCCGCCUACGAGUCGGGACCGGAACGGAUCGGUUAUGAACUCACACUCAGCGGCACGGAACCUACCCAGAAGAUCCCCGAAAAAUGUCGGUGCGAAGCCAAAUGGCAAAAGACCACGGUAUCUCAACCCUGUAAGAGCGUGCUCACCUGUGAUCGAGCCGGCAUACAUGGUCACUGUCCUUUCCACAGUUACGUGGAAUAUUUUACAUGCAGCAAUCCGAAGUGCAGCGGCAGUGCAGGCCCCAUCUUCACAAGUUGCAAGUACCCGCAUCAACUAGGCAAGUGUGACGAACCUAACAUACCUCAAGCCCUAAUCAGGGGGAGGCGCACACUAAGCGCUCCUCCCCGUCUCCAGGACGGACACUGGUGCACCUUCGACGCCCCUUCAAUUUGA
Messenger RNA from Puccinia graminis f. sp. tritici CRL 75-36-700-3, 447 nucleotides. RefSeq lists its product as uncharacterized. The transcript has a single exon. The record is from RefSeq and is a predicted model, not a curated record. Bases 1 to 447 code for a protein of 148 amino acids. NCBI's taxonomy places the organism in Eukaryota, Fungi, Basidiomycota, Pucciniomycetes, Pucciniales, Pucciniaceae.